This is a messenger RNA of Durio zibethinus, 3021 nucleotides long. RefSeq lists its product as uncharacterized. Gene Ontology annotation, biological process: intracellular monoatomic cation homeostasis. The record is from RefSeq and is a predicted model, not a curated record. Lineage: Eukaryota; Viridiplantae; Streptophyta; Magnoliopsida; Malvales; Malvaceae. Gene Ontology annotation, cellular component: mitochondrial inner membrane.
AGGACGGGUGACGAUCUGUUUUGAGAUUAUACAUUUAUCCACGUCUACGGAUAAAAACAGUCCUCCCUCUCUGCCACGUCAGCCUUCUUUUGAUUCCAUUGCACUUUAACAUUCCCUUUGGCCUUUUUUCCCACCAUUUUCCUCGCUAUUUUUCCUGCGAUCCAAACGCUAAAAGUUUUACUGAUUGAUUCCGUUGCAAUUUUUACAUGUCGAUUAAAUUUCAUCAUCACAACUUCGUAUCUUCAAGCAGGUAUUCAAAUCCAUGUCUUUCACGUAAUUCGUUUGGAACCCAUGUUUCUUGCAAAAGAAUGGCUAACUUGGAUUAUCUGUUGACAAAUUGGGGUAAUUUGAGGAAGAAAUGUCUUAUAAGGCGGACAUUGUCAGAUAAUCACUGGCUGGUGGGUUAUAGGAAACAUUUUUCAGCCUUUCGUAAAUCAAGAAGGAUGGAAUACCAUUUUCCUCUGGCAUCAGCUGAAGACGGUGUCACUGUCAACGGGAGUCCGCAAACCAGUACAAGUACAGAUGUAGAUGAGAUAAGGGUCAAAUUGAAUCAAUCACUGCAGGGUGAAGAUUAUAGUAAUGGACUCGUUCAAUCUUUACAUGAUGCAGCUAGGGUUUUUGAGCUAGCAAUCAAAGAACAAGGCUCAUUAUUGAAAUUGUCUUGGUUUUCAACGGCCUGGCUUGGUGUAGAUAGGAAUGCAUGGGUGAAAACACUCUCUUAUCAGGCUUCUGUGUAUUCACUACUGCAAGCUGCAGGUGAGAUUUCAUCCCAAGGUGAUAGCAGAGACAGAGAUACGAAUAUUUUUGUGCAAAGGAGUUUGUUGUGUCAAUCUGCUCCCUUGGAGAGCUUAAUCAGGGAAAAACUAUCAGCCAAGCAACCUGAAGCAUAUGAAUGGUUUUGGACUGAGCAAGUUCCAGCUGUGGUUCUCUCUUUUGUAAAUUAUUUUGAAGGAGACCUUCGAUUUACUGCUGCGACAGAUGUGAGUGGGAAAGGCAAGUCCUUGGGUGCAGGAAGUGCAAGUGACAAAUCUCUUCUCAUGCUUGCACUAACCUGUGUUGCUGCAAUCACAAAACUUGGUCCUGCUAAAAUUUCCUGUUCCCAUUUCUUUUCCAUGAUCCCAGACAUAACUGGUAGACUUAUGGACAUGCUCGUUGAUUACGUUCCCAUACACCAAGCUUUUCAUUCUAUAAAGGACAUUGGUCUACGCAGAGAAUUUCUUGUCCAUUUUGGUCCUCGAGCUGCGGCAUGCAGAGUGGAAAGUGAUCAAGAUUCAGAGGAGGUUAUUUUCUGGGUCGAUCUUGUACAGAUGCAUCUGCAGCGAGCUAUAGAUAGAGAGAAAAUAUGGUCAAGGCUAACAACAUCUGAAAGCAUUGAGGUCUUGGAAAGGGAUUUGACCAUUUUUGGGUUCUUUAUCGCCUUAGGCAGAAAUACACAGGCUUUUUUAUCUGCAAAUGGAUUUGAUGUUGUAGAUGAUCCUAUUGAAAGCUUCAUUAGGUACCUUAUAGGUGGCAGUGUGUUGUACUAUCCUCAACUUUCAUCAAUAAGUUCUUAUCAACUUUAUGUAGAGGUUGUGUGUGAAGAGCUAGAUUGGCUUCCUUUUUAUCCUGGCAUUGUUAGCACAUCAAAACUGUCUCAUGGACAUAAAAGCAUACAAGAAGGUCCUCCUAAUAUUAAAGCUAUUCCCCAAGUGUUGGAUGUUUGUUCUCAUUGGAUGCAGAGCUUUAUUAAAUAUAGUAGAUGGCUGGAAAAUCCGUCUAACGUUAAGGCUGCAAAGUUCCUGUCUAGAGGGCACAACAAGUUGAUGGUGUGCAUUGAAGAACUCGGGAUACCAUCAAGGGAAAUGGUGGAGACUAAUUCUGUUGGUAGGACUGGUUUAGUUCCUGUGAACGAGUCAGAUUCAUUUGAUAAGACAUUAGAAAGUGUUGAAGAAGCUCUGAAAAGACUGGAAAACUUGCUUCAAGAGUUGCAUGUUUCAAGUUCUCACUCCGGGAAAGAGCAAUUACAAGCAGCUUGUUCUGACCUUGAGAAAAUAAGGAAGUUAAAGAAAGAGGCUGAAUUUUUGGAGGUAUCUUUCAGAGCAAAAGAAGCUUUCCUUCGACAGGAAGGUGGUGAUGGUGGUUCCGAAUCCUUUGUUAGUGAGCAGCAACGUUAUCCAAAGACAAAAACAAGAAAGAGUGCUACUGUAACAAAUGAUAGAAGCAACAGAGUUGUCAAUAAAUCUCGUGGAUUAUGGAGCUUCUUACACCCUUCAGCCAGGAAGCCUGACAUGGAGUCAUCAGCUAUAGAGAAAUUGGGAAAUGAUUUUAUUGAGCAGAAUACUUCAAAUAUUGGUAUUGCUGAUUCAGAACCAAAUGAAAUCCGCCGCUUUGAACAAUUAAGGAAUGAACUAAUCGAGCUUGAGAAACGUGUUAAAAGGAGUGCUGAUCAGCCAGCAUAUGAAGAGGAUAUUAAUGAUGCUGGACAUGCUCAAUUGGUUGAGGUUCAGAAGAAAGAAAGUAUUAUUGAAAAAUCGUUGGACAAGAUAAAAGAAACAAGCACGGAUAUCUUGCAAGGAACUCAGCUUCUAGCCAUUGAUGUUGCUGCUGCAAUGGAGUUGCUUAGAAGGGCCCUGAUAGGGGAUGAAUUAGCAGAGAAAGAAAAGAAAGCCCUUCGGAGAACUCUAACUGACUUAGCAUCAGUUGUUCCAAUUGGCAUUUUGAUGCUUCUUCCUGUUACUGCUGUUGGGCAUGCAGCCAUUUUGGCUGCCAUUCAAAGAUAUGUACCAGCUCUGAUACCAUCAACAUAUGGACCUGAAAGGUUAGAUCUCUUGAGGCAGCUUGAGAAAGUGAAGGAAAUGGAAACCAGCGAAGUGGACAAUGAAGAAAAUGUGGAGGAAGUAGCCUGAAUUCCAGUGGAGAUCUUGUACAACCUUUAAAACCUAAACAAUUCUUCCCAUAUAGGUUGACAGACAGUUUCCAUUUUUUGUUUUUUUUUUUGGUCUUUUCCCAGUUUGGGGAUCACUUGGUUCUAAAUUCCAUUGA